AUGCGCGCCGCCAUGCAGGUUCGCAGUGCCUCUGGCGCGACCGCCGCUCCCCGCGCCUGCGCCGCAGCCGCGCCCAUUGGCCGCGCCCCGCACCCGGCGCGCCGCACCGACCGCUCCUCAGCCGCCGCCACCAGCCCUGCCGGCCGCAGCACGCUAGGUCCCUGGCGCGGCGCGGCCACCGCCAGCGCUCUGAGCGGCGCCCAGCGGCGGCGGUCUGUUGUUGCCGCCGCCACCGGCGGCGGCGGCUACGACUUUGCCAUCGAGACGCUGCCUACAUGGCUGUUGCGAGAGGAGAUGGCGGGUCGGGUGCCGUUUGAUCUGGUGCAGGUCGUGUCGUCCAUCGCGGUGGCGUGCAAGCAAAUCAGCGCCCUGGUGGCGCGCGCCCCCCUAGCCAAGCUGACGGGCGUGGCGGGGGGCUCCAACGCUAGCGGGGACGAGCAGAAGAAGCUCGACGUCAUCGCCAACGACAUCUUCACGGGCGCGGUCGCCAACUGCGGCCGCACCGGCAUCACGGUUUCCGAGGAAGAGGAGGCCCCCAUUGCGGUGGACGUGGUGGCUGGCGGCAACUACAUCGUGGCUUUCGAUCCGAUCGACGGGUCGUCAAACCUGGACGCCUGCAUCAGCAGCGGCUCGAUCUUCGGGAUCUACACCCCAGGGGAGUGCGUGAUCAACGACGAUGACAGCGCUGACGAGGUCUUGGAGAAGUGCGUGACGAACGUGCGCAAGGCCGGCACCGAGCUGGUGGCCGCGGGCUACUGUCUCUACUCCAGUGCGACAGUCCUGGUGCUUACCCUGGGAGACGGGGUGUUCUCCUUCACACUGGAUAGGGGGCUCGGGGAGUUUGUGCUCACGGACAGGUCAGCGGCAGUUUGGCUGCAGUGA
Messenger RNA from Monoraphidium neglectum, 882 nucleotides. RefSeq names its product fructose-1,6-bisphosphatase I. The record is from RefSeq and is a predicted model, not a curated record. The transcript is spliced from 6 exons. Gene Ontology annotation, molecular function: fructose 1,6-bisphosphate 1-phosphatase activity. Bases 1 to 882 code for a protein of 293 amino acids. Lineage: Eukaryota; Viridiplantae; Chlorophyta; Chlorophyceae; Sphaeropleales; Selenastraceae. Gene Ontology annotation, cellular component: cytosol; cytoplasm. Gene Ontology annotation, biological process: gluconeogenesis; sucrose biosynthetic process; fructose metabolic process.